Messenger RNA from Juglans microcarpa x Juglans regia, 2552 nucleotides. RefSeq names its product subtilisin-like protease SBT5.4. The record is from RefSeq and is a predicted model, not a curated record. Gene Ontology annotation, biological process: proteolysis. Gene Ontology annotation, molecular function: serine-type endopeptidase activity. Lineage: Eukaryota; Viridiplantae; Streptophyta; Magnoliopsida; Fagales; Juglandaceae.
CAUACAUGAGAUAGAGCUCAUCACUCUUGCUACUCUUCGUUUCCUAAUUUCCUCUAUGAUAUGAUCCUAAAAGAGCAAAACAAAAUGUGGUUUUCAAAGCUUUCAGUUUUCUUCCUUCUGUUUAUCAUUUUUCCUACGUUCCAAACACCUGCUUUUGCAGUAGAAAAUUCUUAUAUAGUGUACUUGGGGUCCCAUGCACACGGUCCUCAAGUUUCCAAAGCUGAUCUUGAUCGGGUGACUGAUUAUCAUUAUGAAUUCCUUGGAACAUUCCUGGGAAGUCAGGAGAGGGCCAAGAAUGCAGUUAUCUACUCAUUCAACAGAUAUAUCAACGGUUUUGUUGCCAACCUUGACGAGGAAGAGGCAGCUGAAAUCGCGGAGCACCCAAAAGUUGUGUCAGUUUUCUUAAACCAAGCAAGAAAACUACACACGACUCAUUCGUGGGAAUUUAUGUUACUGGACAAAGAAGGUGGUACAGCUUUUCACCACAAUUCCUUGUGGAAUGAGGCCAGAUUUGGUGAAGACACAAUCAUUGGAAAUCUUGACACUGGUGUUUGGCCCAAAUUAGAGAGCUUCAGCGACCGAGGUUUUGGACCCGUCCCAUCUAGGUGGAAAGGAAUCUGUCAAAACGAUACCAAUGGUGGAGUCCCCUGCAAUAGGAAGUUAAUUGGGGCGAGAUACUUCAACAAAGGCUAUGCUGCCAAUAUUGGGUCAAUCAACUCUUCUAUGGAAAGUGCACUUGAUCUGGAAGGUCAUGGUACUCACACGCUGUCAACAGCAGGAGGGAAUUUUGUCCCCGGUGCAAAUGUUCUUGGUGUGGGCAAUGGAACUGCCAAAGGUGUCCCGAAAGCGCGGGUUGCUGCCUACAAGGUAUGCUGGGAAUCGGUCAAUGGCAGUCAAUGCUUUGAUGCUGAUAUAAUGGCGGCCUUUGAAAUGGCCAUAAAUGAUGGUGUUGAUGUGCUUUCUGUGUCACUCGGUGGCCCUCCGAGAAAGUACUUCAACGAUGGUUUGUCCAUUGGGGCAUUCCAUGCUGUUAAGAAAGGUGUUGUUGUAGUAUGCUCGGCUGGAAAUGAAGGACCAACUGCUGGAACUGUCUCCAAUGUUUCACCUUGGAUGAUAACUGUGGGAGCAAGCACAUUGGAUCGACAGUUCCAAACUUUUGUUGAACUGCAGAAUGGGCUGAGACUCAAGGGUUCAAGCCUGUCUAAAGCUUUGCCAGAAGAACGAUUCUACUCACUUAUUAAUGGGGCACAGGCUAAGGCUGCAAAUGCAUCUGCAGAAGAUGCUAUGCUCUGUUUGGAUGGAACUCUGGAUCCUGCAAAGGCGAAGGGUAAAAUUCUGGCUUGUCUGAGAGGGAAAACUGCAAGAGUAGACAAGGGCCUACAAGCAUCUCUUGCUGGUGCAGUUGGGAUGAUUCUUUGCAAUGAUGCGGCAAGUGGUAACGAAAUUAUUGCGGAUCCUCAUUUGCUACCAGCAUCACAUAUUAACUACAAAGAUGGCCUUGCUGUCUUUGCCUACAUCAAUUCUACCAAGGACCCUCUUGGACUUAUAACACCCGCAAAAGCACAAAUUGGCAUAAAGCCAGCUCCAUUCAUGGCCGCGUUCUCUUCCCAAGGGCCUAACCUUGUUACACCAGAGAUUCUCAAGCCUGAUAUUACUGCUCCUGGAGUGGAUAUCAUAGCUGGCUUCACUGGAGCAACAAGCCCAUCAAACUUACCUUUUGAUAAUCGUAGAGUUACUUUUAACACCAUGUCUGGCACAUCUAUGUCUUGCCCUCAUGUUUCUGGAGUCGUUGGCCUUCUUAAGACACUUCAUCCCGACUGGAGCCCAGCCGCAAUAAGAUCUGCAAUCAUGACAACUGCGAGAACAAGGGAUAACACCGUGCAUCCAGUUCUCAAUGGAUCCUUUGCGAAGGCAACGCCGUUCAGCUAUGGCGCUGGCCACAUUCGACCAAACCGUGCCAUGGACCCUGGCUUGGUCUUUGACUUAACCGUGAAUGACUAUUUGGACUUCCUCUGUGCUCUUGGCUAUAAACAGACUGAAGUUGAACUCUUUUCCGAGGCUCCUUAUGAAUGUCCCAAGUCGGCAAGCCUUCUGGAUUUCAACAAUCCAUCCAUAGCAGUCCCUAAACUCUCUGGUUCUGUCACAGUGACUCGAAAACUGAAGAAUGUUGGCUCACCAGGCACCUAUUCAGCUCGUGUAAGAAAACCAGCUGGGAUUUCAAUUCUUGUUGAGCCUAAUACCUUGAAGUUUGAGAAAGUUGGAGAAGAGAAGAGCUUUAAAUUGACCUUGAAAUCGGAUAAACCUGGUGUCGCUAAAGGCUAUGUGUUUGGAGGGCUAACUUGGUCAGAUGGCAAGCACUACGUAAGAAGUCCUAUAGUAGUUGCUGCUGCCUCUUAGAUGUCAUUAGCAUUUAGCAAGAUUGGCUUUGGGAUUUAUGAUGAAGCAUCUGGUUUGUAACAUGAACACAUGAACAGUGGUCAGACCAGUUUGCUAGGGGCUUUUCAUGUUCUUCUCUUAUCAAAGUUCAUCAUCAGAAGUGGUGAAAAGCAUUG